AUGGCUCUUCAACAAUCACAACAAGUCUCGCCGGCCGACUCUUUACUAUCGGCCCCCUGCGACAGCUACACAUCCCUCUUCGACUCGUGCAGCCCCGAGCACAACUCCGUCAUGAUGGAGAUGAUGAGUCCCGAAUCAUAUACCGGCGAGAGGUCGGAUAGACUAUCACCUGUCCCCGAAGACCAAGAACAAGACGCCGGCGACGAGAAGAAAUCUACGAAGAAGCGCAAGUCCUGGGGUCAGGUCCUUCCUGAGCCCAAAACCAACCUGCCGCCAAGGAAGCGAGCCAAGACAGACGACGAAAAGGAGCAGCGUCGCGUCGAGCGAGUUCUUCGAAACCGCCGCGCCGCUCAGUCCUCCCGCGAACGCAAGAGACUCGAGGUAGAGGCGCUUGAACAACGCAACGAGGAGCUCGAGGCGAUGCUUCUCAGCGCCCAAAAGGCCAACCUCAUUCUCGUCGAGCAACUCGGCCGACUCCAACGCGACUCUGGUGUUGUCACCCGCGCGCCAUCGUCGCUGGACUCACUCUGCGACAACCAAAUUACUCUAUCACCUGAGCUUUUCUGCUCCCAAGAUGGUCAUACCGCCGACGCCAGAUCCGCCGACGACCUCGUCAACGAAUUUUUGAUGGCGGCGAACCCCACUGUCAACCCCAUAGCGCUCUCUCCCGAGCUUGGCCCCAAGAAGGAGGCCAUCAUCGAGUCCAAAUCUUUGGAACAAACUGAGACCACCUCUCCCGACCUGACACAAUAUCCUGCUGCGAUGUUGUCCGACCUGCAGUUCAUUCCCAAACUCGAAGACUCUGAUGUCGCCUCUUUUGGUCUGGACUCUACAGCUCAGGAUGCUGCUCCUUUCAGCAUCAGCAAUAAUAUCGGCCUGUCAACGGCCGCUCACGCAGAUCGCUAUGUCCUCGAAAGCGGGCUUCUCGCUUCUCCCGAAUCCUCAACUUUUGACGACGAUUAUAUGGCUGGUAACUAUUCCUCCAGCUUCGCGGAUCAAUCAUUCGAGCUCUUCGACAUCAACGAAUAUCUCAACGACGAAGCAAACCAUGACGCCUCUGACAUUAUGGCAGCGAGCAACUUUGCCACUGCGGACCACGGUCUCGACUUCAAGGUCCACGACUUUGAGACUCAAAUCUCUUCUCUGGCGCGUCCCUUGAUGGAUGCGACGAUGGUGGCAUUGCGGUUGGUAUCCGAGAGAGGCGACAAUCAGAUCGGGAACUUAAAGCGCGAAUCCUCUGGUACGCGCGACCAAGAUUGUGAACUGACUAGGUGUUUACGUGGCGCGGAUUUGCCGUCCAAGGAAGUCUUGUUGACAUUACUGUGGACUCUCAAGAAGGAAUCCCGACGGAUCAAGCACAAGGACGGCAGUACGACAGUUGACGAACUGGAGUCUGCCUCCCAAGAGGAACCAACCCAAACAUAUAUACCCAAGGUGGCGGCUAGGAAGCAGCCGAGACGACGAACAGGUGGUGUUGCCAAAAGGUAUCACUUGUCUUAA
Cordyceps militaris CM01 is the source of this 1500-nucleotide messenger RNA. RefSeq names its product Basic leucine zipper. The coding region runs from base 1 to 1500 and encodes 499 amino acids. The record is from RefSeq and is a predicted model, not a curated record. Gene Ontology annotation, molecular function: DNA-binding transcription factor activity, RNA polymerase II-specific. Gene Ontology annotation, biological process: positive regulation of transcription by RNA polymerase II. The transcript is spliced from 3 exons. Lineage: Eukaryota; Fungi; Ascomycota; Sordariomycetes; Hypocreales; Cordycipitaceae.